AUCACUCUCUAUUUAAUUUCACCUUCACUCUCUCCUUUUUCUCUCUCUCUAAAACAAGAUCACAGCAAAGAAAACACAAAAAAAAGAAAAAAAGACAGAGAGCUGUUUUCUUAGCUUGAAGAUUUUUCUUUGAGCAAAUUUUGUUAGGAGAAAAAACUUUGAAUUUUUUCUUUUUUUUCUUUUUUGGUGUGAUGGGUUUGUUUAGAAUGAAAGGUUUAGAAGAUUUCAAACCAUUGAUGGCGAUGGUAGCCAUAGAUUUUGCUUUUGCCAUUGUGAAUAUUCUGCUCGAGACAGUUCUUGAUCAUGGAAUGAACCAUUUAGUUCUCAUCACUUAUCGUCUCUCCAUUGCUGCCAUUUCCUUAGCUCCAAUUGCUUACUUCUGUGAAAAAGAUGGUAGAGCCAAUCUCUCUCUUCGAAUCCUCUGUUAUCUGUUCUUCAGCGCCAUUGUUGGGGCUUCAUUAACUCAAUAUUGCUUCCUUUUGGGAAUUCAACACACUUCUGCCACUUUCGCUUGUGCAUUUGUUAACAUAGUCCCUGUUGUUACUUUUCUACUUGCUCUUCCAUUUGGGUUAGAGUCAGUGAAGUUGAAAAGCAGCAGUGGGAAAGCGAAGGUGAUCGGGACCGUGGUGUGCAUCUCCGGAGCUGUGCUAUUGACGACAUACAAAGGCCCAACAUUGGCAAAUGCUUCAUACGUUACCGCACACGUGAGUGAUGCGAAGCUAAAGAAGACAGCGGAGAGUUGGACGGUAGGGUGCAUUGCUCUAGUGGCUGGAACUCUGCUGUGGUCGUCGUGGUUUUUGUUGCAAUCAAACAUCGGAAAGAGAUAUCCAUAUCAAUACUCGAGCACCGCCAUCAUGUCCGGCUUCGGGGCAAUCCAAUCCGCCGUAUUGAGCCUCUCCACCGGCGCAAAGCUCUCUGCUUGGGCUCUAACUGGAAAGAUUCAAAUACUCACUGUCUUGUACACUGGAAUGAUUGGAUCAGGGAUAUGUUUUGUGGGAAUGUCAUGGUGCGUUAAGAAAAGAGGGCCAGUGUUCACAGCAGCAUUUAGCCCGUUGGUUCAGAUUAUGGCAGCCAUGUUCGAUAUCCCCAUCUUGCACGAGCCACUCUUUCUCGGAAGCUUGUUGGGGUCCAUCAUUGUGAUAAUUGGACUAUACAUUUUACUGUGGGGAAAGAACAAAGAGAUGGAAAGCUGUGCUUCAAAAGUGGUGGUGGAAGAGGAAAUUACUUCAACAAUUACUCCUCAUGACCAAAUGAUGAAGGAUUUACAAGAUCAACCAUAGAAAAUUAGACUUAAUUAAUUAAGUAGAUGAAAUCUCAAAUUAAAGACCUUUUCUUUUUUUCUUUUUUCUUUUUUCUUUUUUUAACAAUAUUGUUAUUCAAGAGGGGUAAAAUCAAUAGGAGAAAAAAAAGAGAUUACUUUAAUCUCAGUUAGGCUUCUAUUGUUAAUUGAAACCAAACUAUUUAGCGGAGUUAAGUGUAUAACAUUAUAAAUAUUUGAUGAAAUUAAAUAGUCUUUUUUUCAAUUAA
Molecule: messenger RNA, 1527 nt
Organism: Cucumis sativus (cucumber)
Lineage: Eukaryota; Viridiplantae; Streptophyta; Magnoliopsida; Cucurbitales; Cucurbitaceae
Product: WAT1-related protein At3g30340
Exons: 6
Coding region: 192-1280 (362 amino acids)
Cellular component (GO): plasma membrane
Molecular function (GO): transmembrane transporter activity
Source: RefSeq, a predicted model, not a curated record